Magnolia sinica is the source of this 1311-nucleotide messenger RNA. Its product is annotated as proteasome subunit beta type-7-A-like. Lineage: Eukaryota; Viridiplantae; Streptophyta; Magnoliopsida; Magnoliales; Magnoliaceae. The record is from RefSeq and is a predicted model, not a curated record. Gene Ontology annotation, molecular function: threonine-type endopeptidase activity. Bases 174 to 998 code for a protein of 274 amino acids. Gene Ontology annotation, cellular component: proteasome core complex. The transcript has 9 exons.
UCAAUCCCUCCCCAAUAGGUGUUGAGGGCGUCUCUGUCAACUCGCAAAACCCAGGCAAACUUCACCCCUUAUUAUCCCUCUCUCUCUCUCUCUCUCUCUCUCUCUCUCGCCCCAUAGCAACCUAUAGAAAACGUCUCUCUCCAAUCGAAGAACUCCACAGGUAGGUUUUCAGCAUGGCUAAAAGUGUAAUAGAUGUUCCUCCAAAGGGUGGGUUUAGUUUCGAUUUAUGUAGAAGAAAUGAAAUGCUUUCGGAGAAAGGUGUUAAACCUCCAUCAUUCCGAAAAACUGGAACCACCAUUGUUGGUUUAGUUUUCCAGGAUGGCGUAAUUCUUGGCGCCGACACUAGGGCAACAGAGGGACCAAUCGUUUGUGAUAAGAACUGUGAAAAAAUUCAUUACAUGGCUCCAAACAUUUACUGUUGUGGUGCAGGAACUGCUGCUGAUACAGAGGCCGUAACAGAUAUGGUAAGCUCUCAGCUUCAGCUACACCGCUAUGCAACCGGCCGUGAAUCAAGGGUCAUUACUGCUCUUACCCUUUUGAAAUCUCAUCUUUUUAGUUACCAAGGUUAUGUUAGUGCUGCUUUAGUCCUUGGCGGUGUUGAUUUUACUGGACCGCAUUUGCACACUAUCUACCCUCACGGUUCAACUGACACUCUGCCAUUUGCAACCAUGGGUUCUGGUUCUCUUGCUGCGAUGGCCAUCUUUGAGUCAAAAUACAGAGAGGGCUUGACUAGAGACGAAGGAAUAAAGCUUGUGUCUGAGGCGAUUUGCUCUGGAAUUUUCAAUGACUUGGGGAGUGGUAGCAAUGUUGACGUCUGCGUAAUAACCAAGGGCUGCACCGAGUACUUGAGAAAUCACAAGUUGCCAAAUCCUCGGACCUAUGUCAGUUCAAGGGGCUAUUCCUUUACUAAGGGACAGACUGAGGUUCUGUCCACAAAAAUCACUCCUUUGAAGAAGAACAAAGUGGAAGUGGUUGAAGGAGAUGCAAUGGAAGAGUAAGACACCUUUAUGAUGGAUGAGAACGUAUGUUUUGACGAGGAAUCAGAUGGAUGGACCUUCAUGUCCUCUUCCUAGAACGCCCUCCCCCCCCCCCCUCAAAACACAUGAAUUGUUUCUUCUAUCCUCUUUUGAUGGCCUCUAUCUUUUCAUUUUUCCUUUCUGUUGGCUAGCCAGGUGGAUAUGUUGUAUUGAAUAGGAUUCUUGGGUUUCAAUCACCCCUCUUUGUUGACAUUCAUGUCUUAAACCAUAACCAUAUGUUUUUAGAUCUGCAUUAGUUUCACACUAACACUCCAGUUAAGUGCUUCAAAAGUUA